Messenger RNA from Melanotaenia boesemani (Boeseman's rainbowfish), 2954 nucleotides. RefSeq names its product NOP2/Sun RNA methyltransferase 2 (gene nsun2). Gene Ontology annotation, biological process: tRNA methylation. The transcript is spliced from 19 exons. The record is from RefSeq and is a predicted model, not a curated record. Lineage: Eukaryota; Metazoa; Chordata; Actinopteri; Atheriniformes; Melanotaeniidae. Gene Ontology annotation, cellular component: nucleus; cytoplasm. Gene Ontology annotation, molecular function: tRNA binding; tRNA (cytidine-N5)-methyltransferase activity. The coding region runs from base 36 to 2480 and encodes 814 amino acids.
UCACGUGCGUCAGAGCCAACACGCUCUGGUCAGUGAUGAUACACAGCAUCGCUGUUCAUCUUCAAACUCACUGUAGUAUCAGUCUUUCCGGGCUUUUUUUUCCACGUCCAGCCACUACGUUGUUCCGCAGACUUUUCUCCAGGGUUGUCUGCUGUUCCAACAUGGGGAAAAGAAGCAGACAGAGGCAGAAAAAACAGAAUGGUGGCAGGGACGACAGAGACAACGCUGGGUGGGGAGCUGGCUAUGCCGACAUUGUCAAGGAGAACAAGUUGUUUGAGCAUUACUACAAGGAACAAGGCCUGGUACCCGAGGAGGAGUUUGAACAAUUUAUGGAGGCGAUGAGAGAACCUCUACCAGCAACCAUCCGCAUUACAGGAUACAAGAGCCAUGCCAAGGAGAUCCUCCACUGUCUAAAGGAAAAAUACUUUAAGGAUAUUCAGGAGCUGGAAAUUGAUGGUCAGAUGAUUGAAGCUCCACAGCCUCUCAGCUGGUAUCCUGAUGAGCAGGCCUGGCACACCAACAUGAGCAGGAAGAUCAUUAGGAAGUCUCCCCUGCUGGAGAAAUUUCACCAGUUUCUGGUCAGCGAAACCGAGUCUGGUAACAUCAGCCGACAGGAAGCGGUCAGCAUGAUCCCCCCUCUGCUCCUGAAGAUCGAGCCCCACCACAAGAUCUUGGACAUGUGUGCAGCUCCAGGGUCAAAGACGGCUCAGCUGAUAGAGAUGCUUCACUCUGACAUGGACGUGCCGUUUCCAGAGGGCUUUGUAAUAGCCAAUGACGUUGACAACAAGCGCUGCUACUUGCUUGUACACCAGGCCAAGCGUCUCAACAGCCCCUGCAUCAUGGUGGUCAAUCACGAUGCGUCCUGCAUCCCCACACUUCAAAUCGAUGCAGAUGGCAAGAAGGACAUCCUCCUCUAUGACCGCGUCCUGUGUGACGUCCCCUGCAGCGGGGAUGGGACCAUGAGGAAGAACAUAGACGUGUGGAAGAAAUGGACAACCAGCAACAGCCUACACCUCCAUGGGCUCCAGCUGCGUAUCGCAGUGCGCGGUGUCGAGCAGCUGGCAGUGGGAGGGAGGAUGGUCUACUCCACCUGUUCACUCAACCCCAUAGAGGAUGAAGCUGUCAUAGCAGCUCUGCUGGAGAAGAGUGAAGGAGCGUUGGAGCUGGCCGAUGCCUCAGCUGACCUUCCGGGACUGAAGUGGAUGCCUGGGGUCACUUCCUGGAAGCUGAUGACCAAAGAGGGCCAGUGGUACUCUGACUGGACCGAGGUGCCGAGCAGUCGUCACACACAGAUCCGCCCAACCAUGUUUCCACCAAAGAACCCAGAGAAAGUAGCCAGCAUGCAUCUGGAGAGAUGUAUGAGGAUUCUGCCACAUCACCAGAACACUGGAGGUUUCUUUGUGGCUGUGCUGGUGAAGAAAGCUCCAAUGCCUUGGAACAAAAGGUAUCCCAAGCUGAGAAAAGACGCGUCAUCAAGCUCAGCAGCCCAGGCUGGAGUCUCUCCUGCAGCCUCGUCCCCAGCAGACACUCCCUGCCCCAUCCCCGAGGGCAAUCAGGAAGAGGUGGAUGGAGGCAGCCCAGGAGGGAAAGUAGACGGGGAGGCAGAGCGUGAAGCGCCCCCAGGAGCUUCGUUGGUUCAGGAGACUGGUACCAAACAAGAAGCAGUGUGUGGGCCUCCACCCUCCAAAAAGAUGAAGCUGUUUGGGUAUAAAGAAGACCCCUUUGUGUUCUUAACUGAAGAUGACCCUGUCUUCACUGCCAUAGAAUCUUUCUAUGAUCUUUCUCCUGACUUCCCCAAGCUCAAUGUUCUGACCAGGACCCAUGAGGGCAAGAAGAGGCACCUAUACAUGGUGUCCAAAGAGCUCCGCAACGUGCUACUCAACAACAGUGAACGCAUGAAGGUCAUUAACACCGGGGUGAAGGUGUGGUCUCGUAACAGCGAUGGAGAGGAGUUUGGCUGUGCUUUCAGGCUGGCUCAAGAGGGUAUCUACACUCUUCAGCCGUACAUCCGCUCCAGGAUAAUCGGAGUAAGCAUGGAGGACAUCAAAGUGCUGCUGACGCAGGAGAACCCCUUUCUCAGCAAGCUCGAGAACGAUGCUCACACUCAAGCCAAGCAAAUGGGGAUGGGCAGCAUUGUGCUGAAAUACAUUCCUAAUCCAAAUAACACCACAGAGCCUCAGUGUCCCAUCCAGCUGUGUGGCUGGAGGGGAAAGACGUCUAUCCGAGCCUUCGUCCCCCGCAACGAGCGGUUUCAUUACCUCCGAAUGUUGGGCGUGGAAGUCUUCAGAGACAAACAGGGCCUGGGGCAGAAAAGGAGGGACGGUGUUAAGGAGGGAAAGGAGGAUGAUGAUGCUGAGAAGGUUGCAGAGGAGGAAGAAGGGGCACUAGAAGAAAAUGAGGCAGAGCUGGAGUUGGAAAAUAGUGAUAAGAACGGAUCGUCGGAACCAAAGAUCGACUGUGGCAACAAGGAGAGUAGCUGAGGAUUCAGACUGUAGAGGAAGAAGAGAACUGACGGAUGGCUGAUAAGAGCUAGAAGUGCUGUUCAACAGGUCCAAAACCACACGAUGUGUUAGAGAAGGAGGAUGUGCCUCUGUUUACCACACUGCCAGAGCAGGAGUCCCUCCCAGUGAUGACUUCGUUGGGAGAGUUCUUUUUUCAGCUCCUUUCUAGGAGUCAGCUUUUUAGUUAAAUAGCUUGUCUUGUUUUAUAAAGCUGUUUCUUUAACAAAUGUGUCCCAUAUAACAAGUUUUAUUUUUAUUUUAUUUUUUUGAGAGCUUCAUAUAAAUGAGAAAGGAACAUCUCAUGCUUUAUACCUGUAAUCAAACCAGUAGAAUGGAGCUGACUUAAAACAAAAGGUUUCUUUUGUCGUUGGUCAAAUGUUUGCACUUUCGGAUCAUUUUGAGCUUGUAAAAGUGAUUUUUUUUUUUUACCCCAUAUUAAAAAUUGAGACACCA